AUGCGCGCGGCCCCCGCCGCGGCGCCGCCCGGGCGGGCGGCAGGAGGCGAUGUUCGUCUGCCGUUCCGCAUGCUCGUCCUGCGGCUGCGAGGAGGCCUUCCCGCGCGCCCGCGCCAGCGCGGACCUCGCGCCCUUGCUGCAGCGGCACCGCCCUCGGCUCCGACCGCGGACGUCGGCCCAGACGCGGACGUGCUGAAGCCCGUCCCGGGCGGCGGCGCACUCCAGGGCCGCCGCCGCCUGCCCGAGGCAGCUGCCGAGGCCGAGGGGACGCCGAGGCGGGCCCUCCUGCGGGCCGCGGCCGAGGAGGAGCGGCGCCGCCACGACGAGGAGGCCGAGCGGCGGGUCCAGGAGCGCCAGCGCCGCCGCGAGGAGGCCCAGCGGAGGGCCGAGGAG
Molecule: messenger RNA, 393 nt
Organism: Prorocentrum cordatum
Lineage: Eukaryota; Dinophyceae; Prorocentrales; Prorocentraceae
Source: the annotation of a GenBank genome assembly